AUGAGUAACUUUAGUAUGAAGAAUGUGACGACAUUGGACUUGUCCCUUUGUCUACGUGGUGGUGGUAAAGUUCACGGUUCAUUAGCACGUGCUGGCAAGGUAAAAGGUCAGACUCCUAAGGUUCCUAAGCAGGAGGACUCGAAGAAAGCACUCACGGGACGAGCGAAGAAACGCUGGCAGUAUAAUCGCCGCUUUGUGAACGUUGUGGCAGGAAUGGGCGGCAAGAAGUUGGGCCCUAAUUCGAAUGCUGUGAAGCAAUAA
Messenger RNA from Peronospora belbahrii, 261 nucleotides. The record is from the annotation of a GenBank genome assembly. Lineage: Eukaryota; Oomycota; Peronosporomycetes; Peronosporales; Peronosporaceae.